AUGGAAGAAGGCAGGCAGAUUAGAGAAAUAGUUCUCAGUUCAAAAUCAAAGGUCUUGAAACACACUUUUGCUCCCGUUUCUCCAGAGGUCAAGCAAGCCUUCAGAGACCCCGAUCCCACAGAGUACGUGCCUGCAGAGAUCUCUGCAUUUCCCACGGGUUCAGUCCCAACGAAUAUCUUUUAUGAGCAUUUACAAGAAUCUGUCCUACGGCUUCUUCCUUCUAGUUACAAGGAAUCGCAACACAAAGGGUUAAAGUCGUCCGUCCACCAGGGUGCAGCCAAAGUCGGCAAAAGCUUUGCGGGAAUUCUGAGAACGCACCAUCAGCUAGAUCCCGGCCAGCUCUUUAAGUCACGACCCCAGAACUCUACCUACAGUCCCCGCGCCAAGGCUGCAGUGAGCAAGUGGACAACCCCGACCUACCUAGAUGCACCAGCUUGCAAGGCACCCGCCCCGCCGGCCCGCCCGCCGGCGCCGCCGCCGCCGCCGCUGGCUGGCCCGGGGGGCUGCCGUGCGCUCCGGUGCGAGCCGCCGCCUUCUCCGCAGCGCCCCCGUCCGCGCUCUUCUGCAAGAUUCCGCGCAGUUCCAAGUCCGACCCGCGGCGCCCACCCUCCCGCCGCCGCCGCCACCGCCGGCGCCACCGCGCGCCAGGCUGCUGUGGCUGCUGCAGGCGCCGAAGGAGCGUUGCGUGCACCUCCGCCGCUCGGGCUGGGGCUCCUGCUCCCGCGCGAGCACUGGAGGGACGGAGGGAGGGGACACAGGCUGGGAGAAAGGGGCGGAGAGCCAGGCGGCGCAGCCAACGGGGUCCCGCGCCUCACGCUGCUCGCACCACCACCCACCUCCCGAGCCUCUGUGCCCCGCCGCCGCCGCCGCCGCCGCCGUUCGCUGCUCGAGCCCGGGCUGUCUGGGUCUGCUCCUGUCCGGCCUCGUGGCCCUGGCAUCUAUAAAUGCCAAGACAUAACGUUGUGCUCCACAUGGUGGCGUCAGGUAAGGACAAGAAGAUCAGCACUGGGAAGUCAGCCUCUCAUGAUUUCUGACAAGCACGACAAUCUCCUCAGAGCAUUAAAUGCUCUGUCAUUUCCCUUCACCGUGAUCAAGCCCAAUGCCACAAGCAGGCAUCGACUAAGGAUGUGUUGUUCAAUACAAGUGCGAGAGAAACAAAAGCAAACAAGACAUCAUUCUUUCCAGCUUGAAGCUAAGGGCCUAGUGAAAAGAAAAAAAUACAAAGAGCCUCAAUCCUGCCCAUUACUGCACCAACGUGGGACCAAGUCUUGGAUUUUGGGUCUUCGUGAGAUCCAAAGAUACACAGUCAGAGUGGAAAACUCCUUGAUCUAAGAGAAAUAACAGUUACAUCAGAAAAAGAAACAAAAGCACUGAAAUGCUUGAUGCAAAUUUGGUAAACUUGGUGCUUAAAUGGUUCAAAACAGGAAGAAACUGUCCCCAUCCAAUUUGGUCCUCGUUAACCUAUCAUCUCAUCUUUGAGAAUAUUUUUCCUAUAAAAUACAUUUUGUAAUUAAGAGGUUUGUCUAUUGGUAAAGAUUCUUUUUUUUUUUUUUUUCAAUGCAGUUUAUUCAGGAACCUUGAACAAUCCUUGGACCCUGGGGAAAGCCAGCCCACAGCUUAAAUAGCCUCUGGGUAAAGAUUCUUUUUAACAGAGUUAUUUCUCCCAAAACUGUUCACUCCAGUGAAAUAUGUUUUUGAAGGUUGGCUGAAGGAUCAACAUAAUUUUUCUUAAAUAUCUCCUUUACUAUUACAGAUGUUAAAGCCAUAUUGUCAACAGACUUAUUUUAAAAGUAAAUCAAACUUCUAGAUGUAUGUAGUUCUUUAAUAUUCUGUGAGGUAUGUUUUCAACCUCCCCUUGUGAAAUCUUCCAUGAAUGAUUAUCUCACUGAUUAACUGUGGAGCAAUGAUUUAUUCUUCCUUGAACUUCUAGCCUAAAUAUAAUCAUCUCAUUACUGGCAACAAAUCACCUGAAGAGCAGUUACAGCUAGAAGAUUUCCUCACAAUCUGGAAUCAGACACUGAAUACAACUUUCCGUCCUAACUCCUUUUAUCAUGCUGCAAUGAAUCUAAACAUUAAUUUAUUUCCCAUCUGCCUGCAUAUAUUGUUCUGUCAUAUGCUUCACUCCUCCUUUUCCUCCAUAGGAAAAAAAGUCCAUGUUUUAAACCUCUUUCUUUCUUUUCUUUGCAGAGUUUUCUGAGCAUGUUCAUAGGACUACAAUAAAAGAACAUGAGUGUAAAA
Molecule: messenger RNA, 2238 nt
Organism: Meriones unguiculatus (Mongolian gerbil)
Lineage: Eukaryota; Metazoa; Chordata; Mammalia; Rodentia; Muridae
Exons: 9
Coding region: 1-1332 (443 amino acids)
Source: RefSeq, a predicted model, not a curated record